AAAAGUAGAGGAGAAACCGAAAACGGAAGAGAAAGAAAGAAAACAGAGAAAUAACACUUUGUGACAAACACAACUACCUUUUUGAGAACAAUGAAAUUGAACUUAACCAUUACUCUUUCUCUUUGACUCUUCUCUCAGUCUUUUAACUCUUUUAACUCAAACUCAAAUUCUCUCUCUCUCUAUCUCGUUGUGUCUGGAUUGUUCACCAUACAAUGCUCUAAAUAGAAAUUGAAGAAAGAAGCAGUUCCAAAUUCACCAAAAACCAACCAUGGCCACUACCAAUGGGGACCAAGACUCCGUCAUAGUGCCUUUACUCUCCGUUCAAAGGACCACUCCAAACUCCACCUCUCAAGUCGCCAUCGUCGGCUCCAAAGUCUGCCCAAUCGAGAGCCUCGACUAUGAGAUUUUCGAGAACGAGUUGUUCAAGCAAGACUGGAGAGGGAGUAGCAAAGUGCAGGUUUUCCAGUACAUAUUUAUGAAAUGGCUGUUGUGCUUUUUGAUCGGUCUGAUCGUCAGUCUAAUCGGUUUCUGCAACAAUCUCGCCGUCGAAAAUCUCGCCGGCACGAAAUUCGUCGUCACCUCUAACAUGAUGUUGGAGAGCAGGUAUGGGAUGGCAUUUUUUGUAUUUGCAACGUCUAAUUUUGUUCUCACUCUGUUUGCGGCUAUAAUUACUGCUUUUAUAUCACCGACGGCAGCCGGGUCGGGUAUUCCGGAAGUGAAAGCUUACCUGAAUGGCGUGGAUGCGCCCGGAAUAUUUUCUUUGCGGACUUUGGUUGUAAAGAUAAUUGGCAGCAUUUCUGCAGUGUCAUCAUCUCUUCUUGUGGGAAAGGCAGGACCCAUGGUCCAUACUGGAGCAUGCGUUGCAUCAUUGCUGGGUCAGGGUGGGUCAAGGAAAUAUAAGUUAACAUGCAAAUGGCUACGAUUUUUCAAGAAUGAUAGAGACCGACGAGAUCUUGUAACAUGUGGAGCAGCAGCUGGAAUUGCUGCUGCUUUCCGUGCUCCUGUUGGUGGCGUGCUGUUUGCUCUUGAAGAGAUGGCAACUUGGUGGAGAGGUGCCCUUCUAUGGAGAGCUUUCUUUACAACAGCUAUAGUUGCAAUUAUACUUCGUGCUUUCAUUGAUAUUUGUUUAAGUGGCAAAUGUGGCCUAUUUGGUACUGGGGGGCUGAUAAUGUUUGAUGUCUAUUCAGCAAAUAUUUCGUAUCAUGUUGAGGAUUUGCCUCCUGUGCUUGCCCUUGGAGUUAUAGGGGGAAUAUUGGGAAGUUUCUAUAAUUUUCUAUUAGAUAAGGUUCUCCGAGUAUACAAUCUCAUUAAUGAAAAGGGCAUCGCUUACAAAAUUUUUCUUGCUUGCUUGAUCUCCAUUUUCACAUCCUGUCUUCUUUUUGGAUUACCAUGGAUUGCAUCUUGCCGACCUUGUCCAGCUGAUGCAUCUGAAGCCUGUCCUACAAUAGGUCGCUCUGGUAACUACAAGAAGUUCCAAUGUCCUCCUGGUCAGUACAAUGAUCUUGCCAGCCUCAUUUUUAAUACAAAUGAUGAUGCUAUCAGAAACCUUUUCAGUAAAGACACCAAUGCUGAGUUCCAACACUCCUCAAUGCUCAUAUUCUUUGUUACCUGCUUUUUCUUAAGCAUUUUUAGCUAUGGGGUUGUGGCUCCUGCUGGUCUUUUUGUACCUGUUAUUGUUACCGGUGCAUCUUAUGGACGUUUUGUUGGAAUGUUGGUUGGUCCACACUCAAACCUUAACCAUGGCCUCUACGCUGUGCUGGGUGCUGCUUCCUUGCUUGGUGGGUCUAUGAGAAUGACGGUUUCUCUAUGUGUAAUUAUCCUUGAAUUGACCAAUAAUCUACUAUUGCUACCACUAAUAAUGCUAGUGCUUUUUGUUUCUAAGACUGUAGCUGAUGCCUUCAAUGGCAAUAUCUAUGACCUUAUUAUGAAAGCCAAGGGGUUCCCUUAUUUAGAAGGCCAUGCUGAGCCUUAUAUGAGGCAGCUGACAGUAAGUGAUGUAGUCACAGGCCCACUUCAGCUCUUUCAUGGCAUUGAGAAGGUCAGUAAUAUAGUACAUGUUCUCAGAACUACAAAGCACAAUGGCUUCCCUGUACUUGAUGAGCCUCCGCUUUCUGAAUCCCCAGUAUUAUUUGGUAUAAUCCUACGAGCUCACCUUAUUACAUUGUUAAAGAAGAAAGCUUUCUUCUUUCCUACCCCUGACCGAACAGGAAUGGAUGCCUUAAAGCAGUUUUCAGCAAGCGAUUUUGCAAAGAGGGGUUCAGGCAAUGGUGACAAGAUAGAAGAUAUAGAAUUGAAUGAGGAAGAGAUGGACAUGCUCAUAGAUUUACAUCCUUUUACUAAUGCUUCGCCUUAUACUGUUGUGGAGACAAUGUCACUAGCAAAGGCUCGCAUACUUUUUCGAGAACUUGGUUUAAGGCACCUGCUGGUGAUACCCAAGAUCUCUAGUAGAUCUCCUGUGGUGGGUAUAUUGACAAGGCAUGAUUUCAUGCCAGAACACAUAUUGAGUUUGCACCCUCUGCUGGUAAACAGCAGGUGGAAAAGAUUAAGAUUUCGGUUUCCGCCUAUGAGAAAGUUCUUUUAGGUUAUCUCAGCAAGCAUCAAAAGUUACCCCCGAGAAUAAGUUUGUAAAUAGUCUUAUUGGAGCUGCUCAAGGUUUCAAAUUCAUCAGAAGACCGGCUUUUUCCUUCCUUUGUCAAUAUUGUUGCUAAAUUUAGAGCUGAAGAGGGCCAGAUAAGCAUGAAUCAUGUUUCAUGAACCAUUAAUUGUGAUAAUUCUUGCUCCAGUUUUGCAGUACAUUGAAUAAAUUAUGAAUGCCUUUUACUUGAAAAAUUGUUCUUCCUGAGCUUGGGGCAGUUGAGUUAAUGGGGGCAUUGUUCAAGUGGCUUGCUUUCAUUUGGAUGACAAAUUGCCAUACAGGUGAAUCUAAUUUAAGGUUAAUUUUGUUGAUCAAAUUCACUGGUAGAUGAAGAAUUCAAUAAGUUAAGUAGUUUUGAAAAUUUCUGGGAAGUGCACCAAGGGAUUUGAUGAUUUUGUCAUUCUUCUUUGAGUCUCAGCGUAUCAUCAUUAUUUUUCUAUGCAGUGAAGCAGAAGUUUGUUUGGGGGUUCCAUUCAAGGCCAUUAUAAGGGUUUUGGUACUGUAUGCUAUAGAAAUCUUCAGACUGCUACCUGGUACGGGAUUACAAUUAUAGGGCAUCAUUAUAGUGGGCAUUAUAUGUUGUAGUACCCAAACAUUUUGACAUCAUUGCAGCCUACUUAUUUAUUUUUAUAGUUUUCUCAUAAACUGUUUCAGGAAUGAAGUUAAAUUAUUAGUUAAAGCUUAUUGGAGUCUUAGAGUUCUGUCAGCCACUGUAUUUUUUAAAAUUGUAUCACAAGCAAAGAUAAAUCAAUGCUAAUAAUUUACUA
This is a messenger RNA of Quercus robur (English oak), 3402 nucleotides long. RefSeq names its product putative chloride channel-like protein CLC-g. The record is from RefSeq and is a predicted model, not a curated record. Gene Ontology annotation, cellular component: intracellular membrane-bounded organelle; plant-type vacuole membrane. Gene Ontology annotation, biological process: chloride transport; transmembrane transport. The transcript has 7 exons. Bases 269 to 2581 code for a protein of 770 amino acids. Gene Ontology annotation, molecular function: voltage-gated chloride channel activity. NCBI's taxonomy places the organism in Eukaryota, Viridiplantae, Streptophyta, Magnoliopsida, Fagales, Fagaceae.